Messenger RNA from Caenorhabditis auriculariae, 10085 nucleotides. The record is from the annotation of a GenBank genome assembly. Lineage: Eukaryota; Metazoa; Nematoda; Chromadorea; Rhabditida; Rhabditidae.
AUGAUGUUGGAGCCGUCGCCACCGGCACACGUCAAAGUCGUCGUGACGGCUGAGACGAACGGACUGGUGCUGCGCAAGUCGUCGGCAGGAACAGCGGCCGAGCGUCGAGUCCUGGUCUCCACCUCCGGCGGCUCUUCGCCAGACAAUGGCGGUCCCUCGACAAGAAAGCCUGAUCCUCGACUACGGGUCAUGGCUCGUCGAACCUCGCACACCCUUCUCUACGUUCCAGAGCAACGACGAGUCUCUACCGUCUCCGGCUCCUCAAUCGCUUCGUGUCCUUGCCGUGGUGAAGAGGCCGACACCGUCUCCACCGACACUCCGCUUUUCUCUCUUAAUCUGAGUCCUGUCGGAACGCGCCGGAAAAGUGUGCAAACAGGAGCGCCGGCUAUUGGCUUCCGGCCUCUGAAGACGUUUGAGAGACGUGCCAGUCAGCCCACACUCCAACUCGAACUCCAAGGCAUUGUGCCUUCUGCAACGGCUACCACCUCGACUUCUACUACGACCACCACUAUCGUCAACCAACCAACGACCAGUUCUCUACCUGCUGAAAAAGCCAAAAUGCUCACAAAAAGGGUUUCUUGGCUGUCGAUGAAAAGCUACCAAGCGGAGGAGACCAAGUCGAGGCGGCCGAGUGGUGGUGGCAGUCCUCGCGGAGGCUCACCGAGUAGGACCGUUAGUCAGUAUGGCAGCCAGCCACAUCUUCUCGAAGACCAUGAGUUCGACAGCGACACGCCACCUCUCGACACGCUCAGUUGGAGCAACGCAGGAAGUUUGUAACGAAUUUUCAAGAGUUUUCUCUAUCUCUGCCGAAUUUAUUUUUGUAGAUGAUAUGGUUGUUCUUCCAGAUGAGUACGACAACGUGACGUUGAUGUACGCGAAGCACGAGAAGAUCCCGAUGAAAGACUUUGGUUCUGAAAUCCGCGCGACGAUGGACAUCGACCACUUGCUGAACAAGGCCGUCCUUCUGCUCGACUUGCAAGAAACCAGCCUCGAGGAGAUUUUCGCCAAGUCAGUUUUUUUCUCGUUUGUUUUUUGCACUUUCUGACGCUCCCUCAUGUUCUUCCUUUCCUCGGAUUCAUCUACAUUCCAUUAAAACGGCUUCGUCUGAUUUUAUGGCUUUCCAGCUUUUGGAUUAAUUUUAUUACGGCCACUUGAGGCUUUGGAAUAUCAAAUUUUAAAUUAUAAAUAGCUUUUUUCGAAAACUCUACUUGUUUUUAGCCAAUUUAAAUUGAAUUGUUUUUCACUGUACAAAAAUUUAAAUUUAUUUUUUAUUUUUUUUUGCUUCAGUAAUCAUGAGCUUUGUUGAACACUUAGGCAGAAUUAAGUCUUUUUUUACUCCCAAUCUUUUCAGUCGCAUUAAAAAUGCUGCAAAAAAAGGGUUUAACAAAAUCAAUUUUUGGUCAAAUUUUUUUCAUUUUCUGUUUUAAAAAUUUGCAGGCAGUGAUCGAAAUUGAAAAGAAAACGCCACAAAGAAAAUUCUUUGAACUUCAAGUUUCACUCAUAAAAAAUAGCUUACACAUCAUGCUUAUCAGUGAGAAAUGUUUGGUUUUUUUUUUCCAUUUUCGUUCACUUUAAUUCGUAUGGCCUAAUUUCAUAGCUUUCGACGUUGGGAAGUCAUGACAUAUUUCCUCGUUUUUUUUCCCAUUUUAUCGGGGAAAAGUCGCGAGUCGGAUUUGAUGCGGUUGUCAGUUGCACGUCUUGAAUGGGAGCCGUCGCUGCUGCAUAAUUUAUGCCACCGGCUGAAAAGAAUGAAGCGAAGGACGCAAAAAGAGUGCCUAAUCAAAAUAUAACCCCUUCUCCCUCGUCGUUUUUUUUUUCCAUCCAGCUGGAAAACUUCUCCAGACCUACUCGUCUUUCAUUCAGAGUCUUUGCCAAUUUGGCUUCACGCACAGCCGUGGGAUACCCAAGUUUCGACUUUCUUUCUUUCUUUCAAGGAAGUAAAAGUGGUCACUUCAUGGAUAGUCGAAACCAAAAAAUGUGAGGAUCCGAAGAAAUUGUGGGAAAAUGACAGAGGACAUGGUUGAGGUUGAGAGCUCCUAUCGUCGAAAUGUACAGCUGUAAAUAGAUUCGAAAACGCAAUUUUAACUUUUCUUAAGACCAUAAGCCUAUAAGCUUCAACUAUUCGAAAAUUUUAUGAAUGAAGGGGUGAAAUGGAAAUGAAGGUCCUUCCACGCAGCUUUAGCAAAACUCGCUCGAAAAUCAUCUUUUUCGUCAUUUACUGUUGAGAAAUUGAAUUAUUAUGUCGACCAAUUCCCAUGUUCAUCGUUUUCUUUCUUUUCUUCUUCUUCUUCUUUUUUGUUUCUGCGAGCUGCUGGGAAGGAUGCUAAUUGGGAUUUUUCUCUGGAGGAGAUCUUGUUCACCCAACAAUUAUCGACUUAGGAAGUACAUUCUUCCCUUUUUUCGGCGUGCAACCGAAAUUCUUGAAAGGAAAAUCUUGAAUUGCUCAUUGAAAAGACAGGAAACUUCAUUCAGCAGAACAGGAGCUAUGCAGAAAAAACUGAGUUAUUUUUUUGGUGGCUCUACUUUUUUUCAAGCGGCUGUUGUAGUUUCUGAAGUCUGAAGUCUUCAUUGAGAGUCAUUUGCUCUUCUCGCAGGUCGUUUUCAAUUGGUCUCACGUCUUGGCUAAUCGUCGGCCCAGAACUUGAAAAAAAGAGGAAAAUCAAGGAGCAGAGACGAACGCGUUGACUUUUUGCCUCCGCAGAUGGAUGCGUGUUUUUUUUUUUUUGCGAGGUCCUGUGUGUGUGUAUUUGCGGAGAAAAAGCAAGAAGAGAAAGACGAAAAAAGCAUGGAUGAUGGGCAGAAUAAAGACGGGAGGAAAGCGGAAAAAGAGCAUAUAACUGGCGACUUGCCGCUGCAAUCAAUGCUUCAGCUUGUUCAGCGAGCUUCUGAAGGGUCAUGCAGCUGUCGGGAACUUUGAAGUGAAGAUCAAACUACAAAAGAAGAUUUGAUUCAUAUCGAUUUGCUUGUGGUAUAACUGUACCUUUCUCAUGGAUUAAAAGCUAUCAGCGGCUUAUAUCAAUGAAGAAAUUUUCCAUUGUUCCAAAAAAUAUAUAAUUUUUUUUUCUCGUAGCUGAAAUCAGUGAAAAAUUGCUCAGAGGUCUUAGAGAAAAAACUGGGGAAUGUAGAAUUUUCAAUACUGAGUUGAAAUUUAAUUUGAAAUUAAUCUUUAAUGAACUCAGUCAUGGCCUCUGAAUAAGUCUUUGUGAAAAAUUGCGGAUCUUGUUAGACCGCAAAGGUUAUCAAAUUUCUAGAAGUCGCUUUUUCUUUCGGUUCCUGUUUUCAGGUUUUUCACUUCAUUUUUUUUCAUUAAAAAUCACAUUAGAAUGGUGCCUCGAAUGAAGUUAAUCUGAGAUAUUUUUGUUUUGGCGAGCUCUGUAACUUGUUUUUUUUCAUUAGCAUUUAGUUUUUAUUUCAUAAAGAUCAAAUGAACUUUCAAGUAGGGAAAUGUGCGAAAAGAUUUAUACAAAUCUAUUUGCAGGAUCAUACACGAGAUGGACAUCCAAGAGCCGGAGUUCACGAGCGAACAAGUCAGAAACGUUCUUUUCACCCAGGACGCCGGAAAUCAAUGUUUGUUUCUAAUAUUCGAGCUUUUGAGCAGAAAAGUCAGGGGUAAAAAAGGUUUUUGCUCAGAUUUGAAAGGGUUUAGUUUUCUGGUGUAGUUUUUUCAUAGAAGGGAAAAUUUUGAAAUUUCCUUUGAAAAAAUGCUCUUUUAUUUGGAACUUUCCUUCCAAUACUGCAAGACGCUUUCUGUUGUCGAAAGGCCCUUUCUGGUAUAUUUUUUCCAAAUUUUCAUUACUCUACGAAAUUGAUGUUACCGAACUGAAACUAACGAAAAAAAUUUUACGAAAAGGUGAAUACAGUGUUUAGUGACCGCCGGCCGAUAUUAUUCCAUCAGAAACUAUAUUUUUCGUGUGAUUGUGAGAUUAAAAAAGUUUGCUCAUUUUGCUCCGAUCACCGAGAAAGCACUUCCGCACAUUCUUGGCGAUACCAAGAUCGGAACGAACUGAAGAAGAACAGUUUUCAGUCCACAUCCUGUCGCGGACGGUGCAGUCGAUCUGCACGACGGGCUCCGUCGGCGGCUCCUUCGACUACGACCAGACGUGGAUCUGCGCCUUGUACGUUGCACUCCCAUUCGUCUUCUCCGCCUAUUUUCCUCUUUCGCUAUUUUUUUUUUCCCAUUUCUCGUUCGUCGAGUCUCGAGUUUAUUUGAUUUUGCAAUGCAUUAGCAAUCGCCCUCGGACCCUGGCCAAGUCAGCCACGAAAUGCGGAAGUCCUUUGAAAAAAAUUGGAAUUUUGUUUGCAGUUUUCCCAUUAUUUCAUGCAAAUAUCGAGAGAAACCCAUGGUGAAUAGUUGGACAAUCGUCAGUAAAAUCUCAAAAGUUUACAAAUAGGUAUGGAAAAAAGAUUUUUUCCGAAAAGCUUAUUGCAAGGGUUUACAAAAUGAAUUAUAAUGUACUUUGGAUCGUAAUCAAGUCAGGAAGUAUCUGGAAACGAAGAAAAGCCUUUUUGUUAAUGUAGAACAUAUUUUCACGUAGUGUGUCUCGAACUUAUUGUUCAAAGCUCAGUGAUCCUCUUUAUACCUGUAAAUUCGGAAAUAAAUUGAACGAGACAUUUACCUUAAAACACAAAAAGUAAAAAUUCAGCGAUUAUUUUUUUUAAUUUGAAAUGACCUUGGGAAGACGCAUAUUCAGAUGUAUGCUCAACACGGUCCAACAUCGGCACGUCGCCAUCGCGAGGCUGUCUCAUCCGACCAACCUGGGCAGGACGAUGCAAGAUCUCCGGUUCAUCAUCAUCGUGAUUGCUCCAAGCCGAGCGGUACGUGCUCCUGCUCCCAAUAUGUUGUUAUGUUGGUUGGAAUCUCAGAAAGGGACCAAGACGGCGUUGGAAACGACUCGGACAUUCGCCACACUCUUCGCCGACAUGGAGAUCCGACAGCGGCUCGUCAUGGCUCAGACUGUCGAACAUUUCCGGUUGGCUCUCUCUCAUUAUACAUUUUCAUUUUUUCGAUAAAAAAGCUGAGGAAAAAUUAGGAAGACAUUUCAAGCCUAGUAAUUUUUUGAAUUAUCUUGUUCGUUCAUCAAGAACUUGUAGGUUUCAAAGUACGAUUGUUAAAAACUGAUGAUUUGCUUGAAUUUUUGCAAGGAUCGCGUAUCAAAAAUAAGUUUCUUUUUAUGCCUUCACCCCAAAGAUUCUCCGAAAAAAUUAGAAAACUGAGGAAUCACCUAAAAUGCGAAGCGUUCUACCGCUUGUACCAUUUGGUUGACGCAAAAAAGAUUCUCAUUUCCUUUGAUUUUGUGCGAAUUUUGAUUGAUUUCAUUAGUAAUCGACUUUGAGACUCUAUAAACUUUUUCUUGAGAACAAUCGAAUUACGAAAAAAAUUUUUUUCCAAGUUUUUUUAUAAGUCCGCUCUUGUCUCCGAUACUGCAGUAAAAGUUGUGUAAUGUUCUUUUUAGAAAUCGUUUUCUUUCAAGUAUUGUUUUUUUGAAAAACGGACUUUUUGUUAUUUUUUUCUUCGUUUAUAACUGCUGAAAUACGCUUUCAAGUAGACGAUUCACGUUUUUUGAAGACUAAACUUCUAUUUUCUAGAUUAAUUUCUUCUUAUUUUUUUUCUUGUUUUCAUAAAAGAUCAUGAAUAUUUAUUUCAAAGCAUUUCUUCAUUACCUCCCUUCAAAAACCCAUUUAAGAUCGACGCUUCUUUCGGCGGCGAAGGAGCUGGCGAUGGAUCAAAAUCAGUGGCGAGAACGAAAAUCUUCCAUCCACCUCAGCCAGGCGAAAGAACAAAUUGUCAGUUUGCUUUCCUCCAACUCAUGUAGUCAAGAAAAUAAAUUUUCCUUUUCCACCCAAACAAUCUCUUUUUACAGUUCGGUCCUGAAGCGUGGUAUCCCUUCCGAGGACUGAAAGACGAGUUCAAACGGCGGCUCGCCCUGUACCCAUCCGACUACCUCGACGGAAUCCGAGGCCAUCGGACCGUCCAAAAACUUUUCUCAACCGUCGUCUUUCUUUAUUUCGCGUGUCUUUUGCCUGCCAUCGCCUUCGGUGUGCUCAAUGAUGACAAUACGAGAGGCGCUAUAAGUGAGUUUUUCUUCCCGUUUUAUUAAAAAAUAGCCUCGACAGCAGAUUUGUUUUGCAAUGAGUUGAUAAUAAUUGAUGUGCGCUCCACAGAGAAUCUGAAGCAAUUAAAACUCUUUUUUGGACUUAGGUAGUGCAAACCGAACACAGGCUUGUGCAAGUGGCAACUCGUCAGUCUAUCGGACCCAAAAGAUUAUACUUUUUCAAGUCAAAUAUCAAGCUUUUCACGACAAAAGUUACAUUUUUGAAUAUUUUUUCACUUGACGUUCAACAGUAACUAUGAUUCAACAAAUGAAAAAAGUAUUUCGAUGAAAGUUGUCUGGGAGCGUUUGGUUCGCGUUACUGAGGUCCGAGCUGUUCCAACUUUUUUUUAAAGAGAAAAACUCGUUUUUAAUAGCUGGUUGUUGCUUUUUGAAGAGAAAAAAAGUUUGAGAAGAUCUUUUUAUGAUAUUUGGUUUUUUUAUCCUGCUAUUAUUUUUUUACAUAAAAAAAUUUUUGAAUAAUUUUUUUAAAUUGGAACUCUGUUCACCCAAUUAUUUAAUAUUUUGGCUGCUCCUCUUGAGAAUCCAUCUCUCAUUUCCAAGAAGGAAAGUAUUCUAGUCAUUCAGGAGUUUGAAUUUAUCGGCGCGUUUCUCUUUUCUAAUUAUGAUCCUGCCAUAUCAGUUAAAAUUAUUCCAUAAAAUAAAAAAAUUAUUCCUGUAAAAAGGCCACUUUCAGAUGUACGGAAGGUUAUCAUCUCGCAAGCUAUUGGCGGAAUCUUCUUUUCUAUAUUCGGUGGUCAACCUAUGAUCAUAUUAUUAACUACUGUUCCUUUAGCUAUAUAUAUUAAAGGUUCUUACAUCUUUUCACUUUAUCAUAACAUAACUUGUUUUCUUUCAGUUAUAUAUAAAAUAUCACAAGAACUUGGGUACGAUUUUUUGGCGAUGUACGCGUGUGUCGGCUUAUUCUGUCAGAUGUUUUUGAUAUUAUAUUCUGCAACCGAACUCUGCAGUUUGAUGAAGCUGGCUACGAGGUUGGUUCUUAUAAUGGGGAAAUAAACUAGGAAGGUUGUUCGAUUCAAUUUUCCAUGCCGUGUUCAUUGUGAUUUUGAUGACUCCAAAAUUGACGUGUUUUUUGUUUGAAGUGAGGUUCGAAACACGCAAAAGUGGAGCCGUGGAAAAAAAUGGGAGCUACAAAAAGAUAGCGACUCUUACACCCAACAUAAUUGCCGAUAUCGCAGCGGGCCGCACGCGAUAUAGCCAAGGCUUCUCGCUGCGAUCUCGACAACAUGUCGCUGCGACCUCGUCAGAGUCUCGCUGCCAUAUCGCUCCCUCUCAAAAAUUUGAAAUUUGAAAAACACUUUUUUUGCUUUAUUUUUGACUUUUAUGAUGAAAUCAAUCAAAUUCAAGAAAAAAACAUUUUGAAGAAAAAUUUUUCAGAGAGCUAUAUCGCUCGCGGCUCCCCCGCGGUAUAGCGUUACUCUCGCUGCGAUAUAGUCCACAAAAUUGGGUGUAGGCGCGAAACUACAAAUUAUGAAUAUAUUUGGGUAUUAUUAAAAUAAAAUGUGAAUUCGUAACAAUCGCCAUCUCGUUGUAGGACUAAAUCUUUCUAAUGGGUCCCGAAAUUGCAAUUUUGUGUAUUUUGCAAAAUUGUUCAUAAUGAGAAACCCGUCUGUUUUGAAAUCACCGAAAUCACAUUGAACAAAGCUUUAAAAUAUAUUUACAUAUGAAAAUUAUCCUACGUUCUUUUCGAAGAUGGUGGCCCAACCUAUUGAUUCAGAUCGGCCGAGGAGAUGUUCUCGUUGUUCAUCGCGAUCGCCUUCACGGUGGAGAGCCUUCGCGCGAUUCACAACAGUUUCCGGAACAACUACAACGACUGCGACAUGACCACGAUCUCGAUGAAGGCAGCCCAGUCGGCCAUCGACGCCUACGUCAACGGCUCCAAGGCCGACGCCAUCGUCGACAACAUCUCUUCCGUCAUGGCCGCUACUGUGCGUCCUUUCUGUCUUUCAUCCAUUUCAUUCCAGCACUUUCAGGGAACGACAGGUGUGACUUGCCGGAGAGACACCACCAUUCUCUACAUGUUGCUCAUGUUUGGCACCCUUUGGCUCGGCCUCUUCUUGUACAAUUUCCGAAAAGUUGGUUUUCUUUUAUUAUCAUGCUUACGUACAAGGAAAAGCUUAGAAAUAUGAAUUUUUAAGAUUUGACCGAUAAAAAUUGUAAUGUUUAAUCCAAUAGUUCAGAACUAUGAAAAUGAAGUAAAUUGAACUCAUUUUGCACACUCUGAAGCCAUAAAAAAACAGAAGAUUAAGUUUUUUUUUUAAAUUUUUUCUGAGCACUUUUCAAUUUAGAAUCACGAGAACGGGUCUUCGUUCGUCUUUUUCGUGUUUUUCCUUGAAUUCAUGUCAAAGUUGAAAUGAUUACCGUUGCAAAUCCAGCACAAUAAAUCGAUGAAGCAUAGAAUUUAUGAUUUCUUUCCAAGUAAUAGUCAUUUCUCAAACACCCGAUGAUCAAUGCUUCAAAAAGGAUAUUUGAAUAGGCAAGACUAUUUUCAUUGAUGUAUCCAAUACUCAUUUAAAUAUAUUCGUUAAAAUCUUAUCUAUAGCUUUUUCAGUCAAUUCAACUUUGAAGCACCAGUUUAAUUUUUUUUAUUCAGACACCGUACCUGACGAGGUCUCGACGCGAAUGGCUGGCCGACUAUGCGCUACCGGCCUCUGUGCUCAUAAUGUCUUUCACGGGUUCCUACCUCUUUGCCGACGUCGCCAGUUAGUCUCCUACUUCUUGACCUCGUGAUGAAGUCCUGACUUGCAGAGGACCGCUUCAAGAUGCGGGAAGAAGUGCCGAUCGUGCAAAUGGCCGACAUCCUCUCGCUACCUCCGGCCGGCUACUUCGUCUGUCUUCUCCUCGGCUUCUCGCUCUCCUUCCUAUUUUUCAUCGAUCAGAACAUCACAUCGGCCAUCGUCAACAACUCUCAGAACAAGUCCAACCUUUUUUUGGUUGUCAUUGUGAAGAUCGAAGUGUUCAGGCUGAAGAAAGGAGUCACCCACAACUUGGAUCUGUUUGUGGUCGCUCUUCUGAACAUGUUCCUGUCGAUGUUCGGCCUUCCUUGGAUGCACGGAGCGCUUCCGCAUUCCCCACUCCAUCUCCGGGCUCUGGCAGACGUCGAAGAACGGGUUUCACAGGGUCACGUCCACGAAGUGUCAGUUAUUCCCGAAAGAAUUACAACAUUUGUAUUAAUCGUCCUCGUGGUGGAAGCCACGAAUUAAUUCUAAAUUGUAAUGACAAAGAUUAAGUUCAGCGUUUGCAGGAUCAUGAACGUGCGAGAAACGCGGUUAGCCUCGCUGAUAGCCCACUCGCUGAUUCUCGUCUCGACGUUCUACCUGCUGCCGUACCCGCUGCAGCUGAUCCCGACCUCGGUGCUGCACGGCCUCUUCCUCUACAUGGCUCUGACGUCACUCAGUGGCAACGAGAUGUUCGAACGGUUGCUGCUGCUAAUCACCGAGCAGGUCCGCCCAAGAGAACUUUGAAAAUUGUGUCUUUCUUAAACGCUGAAGAUUAGAAUUUGAAGCGUUUUUCGAAUGUAAAAGCUGUUUUUGAAGUUUUACCCUUCAAAGCUCCAUCUUACAAGGGUGCUUCGGCCAAAUAUCGAAAAUCUCAAAUUUCGCAGUGGGAUUGUUUUUUUUUUUCUUUAAAACACCUUCAUAAAAACUUUGUAAGAACAAUUUUCUUUGGUAACUGACUUGUUUCAUGUAUUCGUUUGCAGCAAGCCUAUCCGCCGACUCACUACAUCCGGAAGGUCCCGCAACGAAAAGUGCACUUGUUCACGGGAUGCCAGCUUCUGCAGCUGGUCAUUCUCUGCGCAUUCGGCUUCUCGCCCUAUCCUUUCAUCGAGAUGGUCUUCCCCAUCGUCUGCUUCUUCUUCCUUCCGAUUCGGUACAUCUUUUCCUCUCUCCCUUCCGAACCUCUAUCUUCAGACACACUUUGAUUCCACGUCUCAUCGACUACAAAUAUCUAGACGCGUUGGAUGGUCGACACUAA